GCACACAACGACUAGCUAAGAUGAGUGUGAAAAACAGGUGCAUGCUGAUUUACAACGUGGCGUGCUGUUCCCUCUGGAUUAGUGUCCUCUUCGUAUCCUUGCAAUAUGUUAUUAACAAAGAGAAGUACCCCCUGAACAGCUUUUGGCCCAACUAUAAAAACUUGGUAACGGUGACUCAGUCGCUGGCCGUUCUGGAGAUUCUGUUCGCGCUGUUCGGCCUCAUCAACUCAGUGUUCUGCACCGUCGCCACGCAAGUGUGCAGCCGCCUAUUUGUCGUUUACCUCAUUUUUAACUACCUGCCCGAGAAUAACAAGUGGAUCUUCUCCUGUCUAAUCACAUGGGCCAUUAUCGACAUUAUUCGCUACCUGUUCUACUCCCUCAACCUGCUGAACAUUCACGUCAAUUUGUUGGCAUCCCUUCGGAAUAAGCUCCCCCUAAUAUUAUACCCAAUAGGAAUAACCUCCGAAGUGGUGUGCACCAUAGCGAGUCUCAAGAACAUCCGCUCCACCCCCUUCCUCAGGGCCUACCCCUACGCCAUGCCCAACAAUUUAAAUUUCCAAAUUGACAUUUACUACUUUUGUAUAUUCGUCCUGAUUCUUUAUAUUCCGGGGAGCAUUCUUCUCUACGCCUCCGCCAUGAGGAAAAGCAAAAAGGGAACACAAGGGACGGACAAGAAAUUGGAUCGAAGCGCCAAGAAGACGAUGUGAACAGGAAGGGAAUACAUUCGCUUGGGUCU
Messenger RNA from Plasmodium coatneyi, 736 nucleotides. RefSeq names its product Protein tyrosine phosphatase. NCBI's taxonomy places the organism in Eukaryota, Apicomplexa, Aconoidasida, Haemosporida, Plasmodiidae. Gene Ontology annotation, biological process: very long-chain fatty acid biosynthetic process; sphingolipid biosynthetic process; fatty acid elongation. Gene Ontology annotation, cellular component: endoplasmic reticulum membrane. Gene Ontology annotation, molecular function: 3-hydroxyacyl-CoA dehydratase activity. The transcript is spliced from 4 exons. The record is from RefSeq and is a predicted model, not a curated record. The coding region runs from base 21 to 707 and encodes 228 amino acids.